This is a messenger RNA of Symbiodinium natans, 1302 nucleotides long. The record is from the annotation of a GenBank genome assembly. Lineage: Eukaryota; Dinophyceae; Suessiales; Symbiodiniaceae.
AUGACCUCAAUGGUCUCGUACCGGUCGAACGCGCCGACUGAGGAGAUCGGAGGCUCGCAAGCUCCGGCCCCGUCGAUGCCUUCAGAUGUGCCUUCGGAAGCACCGCCCUCGGAGCCUGUGCCUUCGCAACCCUCGGAGCCGUCGCGCGUGGCAGAGGGAAAGGCUACGGAGGCUGCGGAAGAGGCGGAGGAGGCGGACGCGCAACAAGCACCGGAAGCGAGCCAGGCAUCUGCAGCUGGCAAGUCAGGUGGCCCGGUGCGGACGACCUCGCGCUCGCGGGGUAGGAGGCGGAAGAAGCGCAGUCCUGUGAAAGACAAGCCUGGCAGGCGGCGGCGGGAGCGCGAGCGCGAGCGAGAGCAGCGGAAGGGCCGUGUGCUGGGCUCCGAAGGUCCAGCACGUGCAGCGGACAGCCAAAUCCUGGUGACGGCCCCGAUCUGCCGCGAGAACCGGGCACGCUACAUGUUCGGCAACUACGACCAGUACUACAAGCAGCGUUUCGAUCGCUUUGCCGCUGUCGACCCCAGGGUCCAGGGUGUGCUGCUGAAAGCCGGCAACAUCUUUGCAGACAAGGCGGUGCUGGACAUUGGCUGCAACACAGGCUUCAUCACCUUUCUGGUCGCGGCGAUGGGCGCUCGACAGGUUGAAGGUGUGGACAUCGACGUGACCUGCAUUUCUCGCGCUCUGAGGUACCUGCGGUGGCUCAAGCACAAGGGCUGCAAGACGUUGCCCGAGGGCCCAAAGACAGAGGCCACCGAAGGUGAGGGCAAAGGCGCCAAAGUGCCGUGGUACACCAAGCAGUAUCCCGUCAGCUACGUGCAGGGUCGAGGCCACAUCCCGUACCAUGCCAAGCCGCUGGAAGAAGGAGCCUUGCAGGCUGCCCUCUCCCGCGCAAAAGUCCUGGAGAAGGCCGUCCCAGUCCCCGUGCCGCCUCCAAGGCCGGGCUUCCCCUACAACAUCGAGUUUCGAUCUGAAAAUGUGCUCUUCACACAGGUGGAGGGAAAUCGCAACGUCCAGUAUGAUGUAGUCCUCCUCUUCAGACUGACGAAGUGGAUCCACGUCAACUGGGGCGACGAUGGCAUCAAGCGCCUCUUCACCCGCUGCAACGAGUGGCUGCGGCUUGGGGGGCUUUUGGUCCUGGAGGUAAAGGACCUCGCCGGGCAGCCGUAUGCCAAGGAGAAGCAUGUCACGGCGCACACCCGCCGAUGCCCAAAAACUGAUUCAGCUGACACGUGUCGGAUAGGCAGAACCGGUCAGCCUCAUUGUGUUUCAUGUUUUUGCAAGAAGUUCUCCUCGGUCCCGUGA